AUGAGGUCAGAAGAUCAGGGUAAAAGCCAGAAAACUAGUAUUUUCAGAGGAGUUGGUGGCUUUUCUCAGGGGAGAGAAAUGAGCACCGACCACCGGUGGUUGGGAGAUCAGUUUUGUUUUAUCAUCAACUUUAACCAUGAAAAUCAGAAGCCUUUGGAGCUACGCACAGAGGAUUCGAAGGACUGCGAUGAGUGGAUAACAGCCAUCUCACGAGCCAGUUACAAGACCCUCGUAACUGAACAUGAAGCUCUCAUGCAGAAAUAUUUGCAUUUACUGCAAAUUGUGGAAACUGAGAAGAAGGUGGCAAAGCAACUGAGGCAGCAAAUAGAAGACGGAGAGGUGGAGGUAGAACGUCUUAAAGCCGAGAUUGCGUCAUUACUGAAAGAUAACGAGCGUAUCCAAUCAACAACAAGCAAUGCUCAAAAUGAAGACACUGACAUUAGGAAGAUAAAGAAGGUACAAAGCUUCCUGCGUGGAUGGCUAUGUCGGCGGAAGUGGAAAAGUAUAAUCCAGGAUUACUCGAGGUCUCCCCAUGCCGACAGCAUGCGCAAGAGAAACCAGGUUGUGUUCAGCAUGCUAGAAGCAGAAUCGGAAUAUGUUCAGCAGUUGCAUAUUUUGGUCAACAACUUUCUGCGUCCUCUGCGCAUGGCGGCUAGCUCCAAGAAGCCAUCAAUCACCCAUGAUGAUGUCAGCAGCAUUUUCCUGAACAGUGAGACCAUCAUGUUUUUGCACCAGAUCUUUUAUCAGGGCCUGAAGGCUCGGAUCUCCAGCUGGCCCACACUGGUGUUGGCGGAUCUGUUUGACAUCCUCCUGCCGAUGUUGAACAUUUACCAAGAGUUUGUACGGAACCAUCAGUACAGCCUGCAGAUCCUGGCACACUGCAAGCAAAAUCGAGACUUUGAUAAACUAUUGAAACAAUAUGAAGCCAAACCAGACUGUGAGGAGCGAACUCUGGAGACCUUCCUCACCUACCCCAUGUUCCAGAUUCCUCGCUAUAUCCUGACUCUGCAUGAGCUGCUCGCUCACACUCCUCAUGAACACGUAGAACGUAACAGCCUAGAAUAUGCCAAAUCCAAGCUGGAGGAGCUGUCAAGAAUAAUGCAUGAUGAAGUCAGCGAAACAGAAAAUAUCCGGAAGAAUCUGGCUAUCGAGAGGAUGAUUGUCGAGGGCUGUGAGAUUUUGCUGGAUACCAGUCAGACCUUUGUACGGCAAGGCUGCCUGAUUCAAGUGCCCAUGUCAGAGAAGAGCAGGGCAACAAGAGGGCGAUUAGGGUCCCUUUCGCUGAAAAAGGAAGGAGAGCGUCAGUGCUUCUUAUUCUCCAAACACCUGCUGAUCUGCACUCGCAGCUCUGGAGGGAAGCUGCACCUCACAAAGAAUGGGGUGGUAUCCUUGAUGGACUGCACAUUACUGGAAGAUCAAGAGGAGGAUGAGAAUAGACAAGAUGGAGAUCACUUGGACUUCAAGAUCUCAGUGGAACCCAAAGACUCUGCUCCCUUUGUUGUCAUCCUGAUGGCAUCUUCCAGGCAGGAGAAAGCAGCUUGGACCAGUGACAUCAGCCAGUGUGUGGACAACAUCCGCUGUAAUGGACUCAUGAUGAACGCCUUUGAAGAGAACUCCAAAGUCAGCGUACCCCAGAUGAUCAAGUCAGACAGCACUUUAUAUUGUGAUGACAUUGACAUACGGUUCAGUAAGACAAUGAACUCCUGCAAGGUCCUCCAGAUACGCUACGCAAGUGUUGAACGCCUACUGGAACGUCUCACCGAUCUGCGCUUUUUAAGUAUCGACUUCCUCAACACGUUCUUGCACUCUUACCGGGUCUUCACCUGUGCAGAUAUUGUACUAGACAAGCUUAUCGCUAUCUACAGGAAACCAGUCAGUGCCAUUCCAGCCAGGUCUUUGGAGCUUCUUUUUGCAAGUAAUCAAAAUAAUAAACUUCUGUAUGGUGAACCCCCUAAAUCACCCAGAGCUACACGCAAGUUCUCCUCUCCACCACCCCUGUCCAUCACCAAGUCCUCAUCGCCCAGCCGUAGACGCAAACUUUCACUCAAUAUUCCUAUCAUUACUGGUGGAAAAGCACUGGACCUUGCUGCCCUGGGAUGUUCUCCAAAUGGAUCCUCAAGUGCCUGCCCUGCUCCUCCUCCAUACAGCAAAACCACUUUGGACAUCAAUAAACUUUACGUGUCAGGGAGCUUCCCUAGCAAAGUAGGAGAGGGAGAGGAGCCACCUGCAGAGAAGGAUGAGGAGCCAGUAACACAGAGACAAAACUCAGAAGUUUCCUGCCGAGCAGAAUCGGACACUGAACAGACACAAAGUGAUGAAGCUGAGAAUGACACGUCUCCAACUCGAUCACCGACUACGCCAAUCUCUCAGCGCGGCCGCAACUCUGCGGAUUUCACACUCUUCUCCUAUAAUAACGGCAUUGUGAUGACAUCCUGCCGAGAGCACGACAGUAGCCGCAGCAACUUAUCGGCAGCCUCUGCUUUUGCUAUAGCAACUGCAGGAGCGAACGAGGGUACUCCCACCAAGGAGACAUACAGACGAAUGUCUUUGGCAACAGCAGGGUUCCCAUCAGAUCAGAGAAAUGGAGACAAGGAAUUUGUCAUCAGAAGAGCAGCCACGAACCGUGUGCUAAAUGUCCUGAGACAUUGGGUAUCCAAACAUGCUCAGGAUUUUGAGGGAAAUCUACAACUUAAGAAUAAAGUGAUAUGUUUCCUGGAGGAGGUCAUCCACAAUCCGGAGCUCCUGGCACAAGAGAGGAAAGCUGCAGCCAACAUUAUCCGCACAUUGACACAGGAGGAUCCUGGAGACAGCCAGGUAACUCUGGAAGAGAUUGAGCAUACGGUUUUGGGGACUCCUGUGGAUCCGUUUGAAUCUCUCUCUGCCCUGGAGACUGCAGAACAGCUUACAUUACUGGACCAUCUGAUCUUCAAGAAGAUUCCCUAUGAGGAGUUUUUUGGUCAGGGGUGGAUGAAAACCGACAAAAAUGAGAGAACGCCAUAUAUCAUGAGCACAAGCAAACACUUCAACCAUAUGAGUAACCUGAUUGCCACCGAGAUCCUGCGGAAUGAAGAUCCGGCGGUGCGUGCGUGUACAAUUGAGAAGUGGAUGGCAGUGGCUGAUAUCUGUCGCUGUCUACACAAUUAUAAUGCUGUUCUGGAGAUUACAUCAUCUCUUAAUCGCAGUGCAAUAUUUCGCCUCAAGAGGACCUGGAUUAAAGUGUCCAAACAGACAAAGGCCUUAAUCGACCGGCUUCAGAAGUUGGUGUCUUCAGAAGGAAGAUUUAAAAACCUGAGAGAGGCCUUGAAGAACUGUGACCCUCCCUGUGUCCCCUAUUUGGGCAUGUACCUGACUGACCUGGCAUUUAUAGAAGAAGGUACCCCCAACUACACAGAGGAUGGACUGGUCAACUUUUCGAAGAUGAGAAUGAUUUCACAUAUAAUUCGAGAGAUUAGGCAGUUUCAACAGACUGCCUACAAGAUAGAGCACCAGCCUAAGGUCACACAGUAUCUCUUGGACUCCUCAGGAGUGCUGGAUGAAGAGGGUCUUUAUGAAGCUUCUCUCCGCUUGGAACCCAAACUUCCUACCUGAAUUUUUGUUGCACUCGCCCUGCCUGUAUCAUAUUGUACAGACCCCCCAAGCCUCUGGCCGGACCCCAUUAUGCAGGGGUCCCCAUAUAGGGGCAGAGAUGUCUGUGUCUCCAUUCAUCCCAAACACCCAACUGCUCCUAAGGGAGGCCCUACACUGUCCCUACACCCAGUUUUCCCCAAAGACACCCCUAGAAAGAGUGACCAGGGUGGAGACUGAGAUACCUCUCAAUAUGAGCACUGUCUUACUUCAUCAUAGGCUUUGCUGGCACGAACUGAACCAUCGCUGCUACUUCCUUUUGACUUCACAUCUAAAGAGAUUAAAGCAGUGUUUGUGCGCAGCAGCUUACCAACAAAGCAGCAUUCACCCCCUCUACCACCAUGCUUGAAUGAAGGGGUUUAUGGUUCUGUGUUUCUUUCACAGAGAGGUAUUAAAAGAAAACUAGAGAACAGAAGGGGCUGAUGCACAACACUCCCAAAUUUUGUCAUAAAGAGCAGAUGAGAGGGCACAUGCAAAACAUAAGUGUGAUGGGAAGCACUUCAGAAAAUAACCUAUCCCAAAAAAUGGUCAGUCUCUCUUGCCUUAGACUGGCAUUGCACAUGUCUAGCAGAUUGCUAUAAGUUUGCAAGUUCUGGACUCUACUCCAGCUUUGUCUUGUUGGCUUUGUCCAGCGGCCUGAUCUAACAGGCUGUUACAAUAGCUGCUAUAACAGGCAACAUUUCCAGUGCUUUAUUGGAGAGGUGUCAUAGACUGACAGAAGUAGGAUUACGGGUAUGGUGGCACGCAAGGAAAUGCAGCAAUGGGCACAUGUAUGAUGUUGGUAUUGUAGCUGGUGUGAGGAAAAAUUAAAUGGACUGGUCACAAGAAUGUGUUAUAUGGGAGUCCAAUGGUGGGUUUUGAGAAAAAUUUGCAGCUACAUUUUGGUUUCUUUAUUUUUUGUACUAUAAAGUGUUUCCUGAUUA
Molecule: messenger RNA, 4547 nt
Organism: Nanorana parkeri
Lineage: Eukaryota; Metazoa; Chordata; Amphibia; Anura; Dicroglossidae
Gene: RASGRF1
Product: Ras protein specific guanine nucleotide releasing factor 1
Exons: 29
Coding region: 1-3588 (1195 amino acids)
Biological process (GO): positive regulation of GTPase activity; Ras protein signal transduction
Cellular component (GO): plasma membrane
Molecular function (GO): guanyl-nucleotide exchange factor activity; protein binding
Source: RefSeq, a predicted model, not a curated record